Molecule: messenger RNA, 1743 nt
Organism: Chenopodium quinoa (quinoa)
Lineage: Eukaryota; Viridiplantae; Streptophyta; Magnoliopsida; Caryophyllales; Amaranthaceae
Product: cyclin-D4-1-like
Exons: 6
Coding region: 442-1554 (370 amino acids)
Biological process (GO): regulation of cyclin-dependent protein serine/threonine kinase activity; mitotic cell cycle phase transition
Cellular component (GO): cytoplasm; cyclin-dependent protein kinase holoenzyme complex; nucleus
Molecular function (GO): cyclin-dependent protein serine/threonine kinase regulator activity
Source: RefSeq, a predicted model, not a curated record
UAUUUAUACACAUCUUCCUAUUUCUCUCUCUAAAAACUCCUUCUUUCUCUCUCUAAAGUACACAGUACCCUAGAGCCAUUUCUCCUCCUACAAAACCCCUCCACUCUUCACACCACAGCAGUCUCUUCUACCCAAAACCCAUUUCAGACAUCCUUCUUUAUUUUCUCUGUAAUAUAAAUUUUGCUGUUUUAUUUUUAUUUUUUUCUCCAAAAAUCUUCCAUUUUUUCAUUUUUUUUUAAUUUUAUUGUUCAAUCAAAAAUCUGUUCUUUUUAAUCUAUCAAAACUAACCAGAAAAAAAAGUUGGUUAAUUUAUCUUCAGAUAUUCAGUAGAUGCAGAAAAAAUCCAUUCUUUGAAGUUUUUUGUGUUUUUUCUAGAGAGAGAAAGAGUUGAGUUUUUUUAGAGAGAUAAAGUUGCAAGGAACAGAGCAAGAGUUGAAAAAAAUGGCACCAAGUUUUGAUCUUUUGUGUGCAGAGGAUAACUCAAGCAUUUUUGAUGAAGUUGAUGAUAAUUAUUUUGGGGUUGUUGACGAUGAUGUUUUUCAGAUUUCUUACUUGCAUCAACAACAUGGGAAUCUACGAAACUUUGAUAAUAUUAACAUUAAUUAUUAUUAUAAUAACAAUAAUCAUAACCAAGAACACAACUUUGAAGCUUUAUAUUCUGGGUUUUUUGUGGCAAAUCAUGAAUGUUUGGCUUCAUUGCUUGAAAAUGAAAGACAACAUUUUCUGGGUCUUGAUUAUUUGAAGAAAUUAAGAAAUGGAGAUUUGGAUUUGAGUGCUAGAAAUCUGGUUAUUGAUUGGAUUCAAAAGGUUCAAUCCCAUUACAAUUUUGGGCCACUUUGUGUUUAUCUGUCUGUAAACUAUUUGGAUCGCUUCCUUUCGGCUUAUGAAUUACCUAAGGGCAAAGCUUGGAUGAUGCAAUUAAUUGGGGUUGCUUGUUUAUCUCUAGCUGCCAAAGUGGAUGAAACUGAUGUUCCCCUCAUCUUAGAUUUACAAGUUUGUGAUAGCAAGUUUGUAUUUGAAGCAAAAACAAUCCAAAGAAUGGAACUUUUAGUGUUGAGUACUUUGAAGUGGAGAAUGCAAUCAGUGACGCCAUUUUCAUUCAUAGACUAUUUUCUAUAUAAAUUGAGUGGAGAUAAAAUGCCACCAAAAAGUCUAAUUUUUCAAGCCAUCCAACUCAUCCUAAGCACAAUCAAAGGGAUUGACUUGAUGGAAUUCAGACCUUCAGAAAUUGCAGCAGCAGUGGCAAUUUCUGUAACACAGCAAAACCAAAUUGUUGAAUGUACUGAUAAAGCAUUCUCUUUUCUUACUGAUCAUUUAGAAAAGGAGAGAUUAAUGAAGUGUGUUGAAAUGAUGCAAGAAAUGAGAAUGAACAAUAGAUCAAUUGGUGCAACAUCAGUGCCACAAAGUCCAAUAGGGGUGCUUGAUGCUUCAGCAUGCUUAAGCUAUAAGAGUGAUGAUGCAUCAACAUCUGCUGGAUCUUGUGCUAAUUCUGCUCAUAGUAGCCCUGCUUCUGCUCCACCACCCAAGAGAAGGAAGCUAGACAGGACAUCUUAAUUACAACUUUUAGAUGAAAAAAUUGAAAAAAAAAAGUUUUUAUAUAUUUAUUUUUUUUCUUUUUUGGGUGUGUUUAUGAUAAUACAUUUAGUACAAAGAAAAUAGACAAAAAAAAAAAAGAGGGAGGAGAAAUUGUUUGGGAAAUUUUUAGUAUAAGUGAGUUUUAAUAAAAAUUUUGAACAAAUAAAA